GCCACUUGGCGCCAUGCGUCAAAUGAAUGCGCAGUGCAAGGUAUCUUCCUUUACGAAAGUUUGGUUGCACCACCACGUGUAAUCGGUAAUUCAAGAUGCAGCUAUUUGUUCGCGGACAAAACCUUCAUACUUUCGAUGUCACUGGCACGGAGAGUGUCCAGUAUCUCAAGAAUGAAAUCGCCUUUGCUGAGGGCAUCUCUGUCGAUGAACAGGUUCUCUUCUACGCUGGACAACCUCUAGAGGAUGAACUGAGCCUUGUGGAUUGUGGGGUAGUUGAUCUGGCUACUUUGGAAGUCGGGCUUCGCUUGCUCGGAGGUAAGGUCCACGGUUCCCUUGCUCGUGCUGGUAAAGUGAAGGGACAAACACCCAAGGUUGACAAGCAGGAAAAGAAAAAGAAGAAGACUGGCCGUGCCAAGCGAAGAAUGCAAUACAACAGGCGAUUUGUUAAUGUUGUUGCUGGAUUUGGAAAAAGAAGGGGACCUAACUCAAAUGCACCCUGAAGUGCUAUAGUUGUCAGAAUUACAGUCAUGUAAAUGGUGCUUUCUCUUCAAUAAAAUAUUGUUGUACCAUAA
Molecule: messenger RNA, 572 nt
Organism: Pocillopora verrucosa
Lineage: Eukaryota; Metazoa; Cnidaria; Anthozoa; Scleractinia; Pocilloporidae
Product: ubiquitin-like FUBI-ribosomal protein eS30 fusion protein
Biological process (GO): translation
Cellular component (GO): cytosolic small ribosomal subunit; ribosome
Molecular function (GO): structural constituent of ribosome; protein binding
Source: RefSeq, a predicted model, not a curated record